GUUGCAGUUGGUUUAGAAGGGACCACUUUAUACAAAUCUUUCAAAUGUUUGGUACUUCUAAUAAAUGGAAUAAUCUAUUCUAAUAAAUUUAAAGUGUUAUGUAGUUAAAUGAAAAGGUAUUAUAAUGAGUUGAUUAUAUAUUUAUUCUUAAUUCAAACCUAGAUUUGGAAAAGAAAAAGUAGCUUAAUAAACUUGACCACAUAGUUUCGGUGAUAUUCAGUUACAGGUAAUUAUGACAAAUCUGACAAACCAAAUAUGGAAACCUUAAGAGCCACGCUUCCAGGAGUCAGACUCUGAGAUUUCAGUCUUAGCCUAAACUCAGCUUGUUGUUUAUAUUUUUUCCAAACUGUUUCCACAUUAUCUUAAUUAUAAAACUGGGGGUUGCUGUAGGAAUCGAGUAAUCUAAAACCUCUAACAAUUGAAAAAACAAAGACCCACAUGAGAAGAUAAUACUAGAAUAAAGAUGUUUUUGGUGAUUUGGAUGAGCUUAGCCUUCAUUAACAUAUCUUUAGUACAGAUGUAACGUUUACAUGUGUGGUCAUGUUGUCUUUUUUUAUUUAAUGAACUUUGUAGAAAAAAACUAAGUAAUGAAAUUUCAUGCUGUAUUUCUUUGCAUUUUAUUAUGUGUAAGACAACCAUUUUAUAGUUACAUGACCAGCUGUGAACCUCUAAGCACAGUGUGGCUCAUUUUUAUUUGUCUUCAGGUACUACGUGUGAUUUACAUUAGGAGAGAUCAAACCCAAUAAUCCCCUCUGCUGGCCCCUGUGCAAUAACCAUCAAUUUCCCAUCAUAGUUUGUGUUGAUUAGAAAAGCUACAUGUUUAAUUGCUGGUAAAUGUAACAACAUUAGAUCUCAUGCUCCUCCCAUCAGAAGCUCAUUACUCAGACUUGUUAGAUUUAAUCAAAAAGAAAAGAAGACUUGUGUCUAAUUAUAUGCUCUAUUUCAUUUGGCUCCACACAUGGGCUGCACCUUUAUGUUAGGUGUCUUUACAAUGGUUAUCUAAUGUUAAAUAUGAACAUUUAGUAUUCCUCUUAUGUUGCUAUCUGUUCAUAUCUACUCAAUUCGGUUUCUGGUUUCUGUAAACAUUUCACAAUCAAUUUACAUUUAAAUAAUAAUGACUCAAAUAGUAAAGAGAAAAGCAUUAAUGAAUAAUUUUAGCCCACAUAAAAGCUCAAAAGUUUUAUAAAAGAUGGAGGUUAUCUUAGUGAUAUCAUACAUCAGUGGCAGUCUGCAGACCGGACAGACAGAGGUGACCUGAGGCAGGCUUUUAGCCCUGUAAACAGAACAACCACCUGUCAGCCAACUUACUAAGCCUUUAGUUUUGAAUAGCUCUUAGUCUUUUAAUAAUGAAUACAUUAUUCAAUUUUGGCCUAUAAACUUGUUUCAUCUGGAAAUUCUGCAUAUUUUUACACUACUGCACUCAGAGGCAUGUUUAGAGGGGUGGCCAGGGGUGACACUACCCCCUCCCCUUGAGAUCUGAUUGCCACCCCAUGUUGUCAUCCCAAAAUCCUAAACUAUAAUAGUCCAUCAGCCUUGUUAAUGGCAGAACUUUAAAUCUAACUACUGAGACUGUCCUAUCAGGCUGUUAGUACCUUUCUUUUUAUUCAAUGUGGCUCAUUUUCUUGAUCUUCUCGUAUGUUAACGUGUUGACACUCGGUUGUGUUCCUGACCGAUAUAAAAUUAUUAUACCCUGGAAUAUAAAAUCUUUAUGACACUUUCUGAAUGUUGUUAGAGUGGAUAGAGAAGAGACUGUAAAAGCUGUUAAUGUGUGUGUUUACAUGCAUACCCUGGGCACCCCUGCCUGUGUAGGUGUGGUUGGGCCACCCUAAUCAAAAAGUCUAGAUACGGCCCUGUUUACAGAUGCUUCAUGUUUCAACGGGAGAUUAACGCUGUAUAAAAAUCAUGAUCUGUGUUUUACUGCAUCAUUCAUAUUAACAUCAAUGCAACUGUAUUUAGAGUGCAGGAAAAGAGAUCAUGUGCACAAGUAAAGUACACAGCUGGAUUUUAGAAAAAUUCAUUUCCAUCCAUCACAUAAGAGUUUUGGUAAAUGAGCCAUAGUCUGUUUUGUGGCUUUUAUACUCACUAUUAUACUCAUGAAUUUUUGCAUGGAUUCAAUGCUUUUUUUAAUUUUUAUAAUGUAUCUUACAAACUGUCAAAAUGGCAUUUCUGGUGCAGUUUUCUCUGUUUUAGCCGAGUUGAAAAGUUUUGUAUUGGUACACUAUCACCAUUCUAUCAAACCUAAAAACCUCUUAAUAGUGCUUUUAAUUACACACUAGUACUUCUGGGAUAUUUCCAAAAAGAAUGACUUUAAUAGCGACUACAUAAGGGAACGUCACUUAUUUAUGAAACCCUCUAAAAUGUACUCUGCUUUGUACAACAGAGCUCAGAGAACAGUAUGUGGUUACAGUAUAAACAAGUAUAAUCAACUCUCCCUCAUUCAAAAUCUGCUUUGAGAUAUCAACAUUUACGACAGACAGUAUGGGGCAACUAUUGAUCAUGUUUUUAUCUGCUCAAUGAGUCAUUAUCAAUGCCAAAGAUGUCACCAAACUUGCCCUAAGAGAUCACUUCCCAUAUGAGAAGACAGAUGACAAAGAAGUGAUAAAAUAUAUCUAAAACAGGGGUAAUUUGCAUGUACAGUAUAUGUGGAUUUCUUGUAGUCAUGUGACCUCAUAUGACAGAAGAAGAUAUCAUAACCAGACAUCUUGAUUUCAGGCUGUUCCCUUCUCCAACAACGCUCUCACAUCAAGAGGCUUUUCUCCCUGCUUUGUUUGACGAGGAGCUGCUGCUUGGUAGAGCACACUUUGCUUGCAGUACGGAGGGGAAGAAAAUCUGAUUAAACAAUUAGUGUCAAUUAGCCCCGACCAAAUCAUUCUACAAACAAUUGGUCUCUAGUGCCCGGCUUAAUUACAGGCGACUUUCAGCUCCUUAUCACCAGCCCUGUCGCUCGUGAUUCAUGUCCGACUCACGCCUGUCCCUCAAGCACCAUCAAUUAUCCACCAGUAAACAAAUCCACAAGGCAAAAGAAAAAAAAAUACAUGCAGCUCCAGGUCCCAGGCCUGAUUAUCAUAGCUCUAUGUACACUGUUCAUCUGCUCUGGUACUACACAUAAUCAGACUUGUGUUGUCAUUUUUUCAUGUUCCAGUAAUUACAGUAUACAAAUUUGGAUUGAUUUGGGAGGAAAAUGCCCCAAUCUGUAGGAAAGACCUUCAAGACUGCUGCUAGAUUAAAAUCUGUCUAAAUUAAAGUGAUAAUCAGGAAUUUAAAAAAGCAUGCCUUAUAAAGUCCAUCAUAAUAAACUUUUGAUACUUUGAGAAAACUCCCUUAUCCUACAGAAGGAUCUCCCUUUUCUUGUACUUUUUAAGCUAUAUUCAAAUAAUUUACCCAGGAGUCUGAUGUCAGUCUGUGGAGAGAUCUGACAGUUAAUAAUGAAAUAAUAAAAAAUGUGUUUCUGGUUUAGUUUCAUGCUUUGUAUGGAAACAGCAGGGAUUUCGACGUUUGAAAGUGUAAACACAACACUAUACAGGUAUGAUCACGUCUCAAAAAUGUGAGGUCAGAGCUCCUGAUUUUAACACACAAACAUCGACACAUAUACCGCCAACACACAAAAGGUGUGAAGGGGAGCGACAGCAGGCGCGAUGACAUGUUAAAUUACCCCGGUGAUGUAUAGCUUAAUGAACCCCUUGUGUUGAUCACGCUCCACAUUAAUCAACAGCCAUGAACAGAUUCCCUUAUUUUCUCAAUGCUGCCUUGAUAAACUGCAAUUUCAUUUAACCUUGGACAGCAACUUUAAUAGCUUCCACAGGACAACUGUCAAUACUUCCCUGGGUAUACAGUGAUUAAAUUGCAAGGCGAGAAGUGUGUCCCAGCUUCCUCCUCAUGCUCAUCCUACAUCUCCCUCUCCUCUCCUCUCCUCUCCUCUCCUCUCCUCUCCUCUCCUCGCCCCCAUCCCCACCCCCCUCUUUGCUUCAAAUCACAAUUUGUACUUUCCCACAUGCACAGUCCACACUUAAAGGCCAAAGUCAAAUCAGAAAUAUUUGGACUCCACAGUGAAACAACAUAAUCUGUUUCAGUGUGUUGUGGUUUUUCUUCUGACACAGACCUGGAUUUGUCAUUGUGGCAGCUAACUUACAUGGUUUAAAUGAAGUGUUAUCAGGAGAAUAACCUGUUGAUCCCCUUUUUGAAUGUGGUAUUUUACACAACCCUAUUAAAAGGCUGAUGACUGACUUCUAUUAAUAAAUAAUAUAACAAUAAUAAACUGAGUGCUCAAACGCAUUCUUAAUGAUGAUUUUAAAACAUGAGAUAAACGGGCUCUAGAGUAAGAUCCCCAUCACAUUUAGUUGUCUUUCUUAAAUUUGCUUGUUGUCCUCCAGCUCCUGUCUCGACAGGAUAAAACAAGCUGGUGACAGGCAGUGACCUGAGGCCUGUCACAAUGAUUUUCUGUGAUAUCCUCCACCCUUGUCAAUUUAGCAUAAAUUACCAGCCAUGAAAGACCCGCUGGCUGAUUAAAACCAAUUGUCUGGGUAGGGAAGGACAAGGCAACCUCUUUAUUAUAUGAUAAACUAAGUUAAUGGAAGACGACAAUCUCCCCUCUGGGAAAUCGGACUGACUCUUAAUUAAAGCAUUGUGUUUUUUCUGGGCUGGAUAGAUGGACCGGCACGCUCUUGAAUGAAACUUUUAGGAUAAUGUGAUGGACAAGUUAAACAACACAUCAGGAUUUGGAAUAAAUACAAAUUUAUGCUUCCAUGUAAAUUAAGGAAAAGGAGGGAAAAAGCAUUUUUCAUUUGAACAUUUUGAGAACAUAAUCAGUGCCAAUCACAGGAUCCUUACUUGCCACAAAUGAUGCAACUGUGUGUUUCUAACAGAUUUGUUUAUGAAAAAAAACAUACCUGACACUUGGUAAUUACACUUGAUCUCAGAACAAAUUAUCACCUUUGGAGAACAUGUUUCAUUAUCACAUCCGAGGCUGAAGAGAUUCUUAUGUGUUGUUACAGAUCAAGUAGAAAAAGAGUCUGUGUUUUUUUUUUUUGUUUUUUUUGGAGGCAGGCAACAGUACGAGUUUGCCUUACUGUUGUGAUGACAUAACAGAAAAAGCAAACAUUUCUCCGUCCUGCGCCUCUCAUCGGCUUCCUCCACCCACACUUGAGAGGUGACAGGCAUGCACCCGGACUUCCAUUAUUAUCCAACACAGCAAGAAUGCCUCCAGGAGGAUAAUUACUGAAACUUGAAGAGCUGGGGCUAAUCCUAAGUACUUCACUUUGUAUGACCGGCUCGCCUGCUUGUCUCUUAGGCUGCCGCUCACACUGACAAAGUGCGAUGUUGGGCUUGGGGAAAGUCAAUAAGAAGACCUCAUGGCCCACAGAUGUAGCAGGAGAGUCAAACGGUGGCAAAAUUCACUAAUAUGUCUGUUUAUCAUAAACAACCUAGGUUUGAAGCAUUGUGAUCUCACUGAGAGAAAACACAGCCAGACAAAAAAAACACAUCAUAGCACCAAAAAAAACUUUAAAAGUAUAUCCUCAAUAAUUAAGUCACUAAUUUCAGACUGGCAAGAAAAAGAAAUCACACUAAAACUAAAAGUCCUGGACAGAAGGUCGCUGCUGCUGGCAUCAGACAAGCUUUGACUGACAGGUGCUCAGACGGAUCAUUAGCACCCUGUCCUGACAUAUUUGUGUGACAUGUCUCAUCAUGACACCCACUGCGACGCAGGCGAUGUUCGUUACUUAACAUAUAAUUAUACGAAGACAAAUUAUGCCUGUUGAAGUUUUCAUGGACAUGGUUUCCAUUAAACCAGCAACACACUAACUACGAACAAUGAGGCCAAAAAUGUUCAAAACAUGAAGAAAGUUUGAAUGAAAUCUUUUCAAUGACCUGACAAGCUGAUUUAAUGAUUUCUUUUUCACGUGAUGGUAUUGAAUUAAAUUUUCUCCUUCAACAAAAAACAACUUUAAAAGUAAAAAAAAGAGAGUUUUUGUCGUCUCUUUCCAUUCAUCCCAGGAGAAACCAGAGGCUCCCGUCCUGCAGGACAAAGCCCGGAACAGCUGGCUGAUCGAUACCCGACAAAGGCUCAGGGGUUAGAGCAGUCAAAAGAUUGUUAACUAGCCAUUUUAUCUGCCAGACAUUUAUAUCAUUGUUUAUGGUUCAGUGCACCCCUUUUGGUGCCGGCCAUACUGCACACCUGUGCUUGGAACAUUUUCAGGGCCUCUUUGACCACUUUGCAUGACCUCAUGGGCAAAGAAAAUAAAUGACACAUGAUCCCCGGUAAAACACCAAAUAAAUACAGGGGUAGUUAGAGCUGUUUGUGUUUAUUUUCCUGUGAUAUUCACAUCAUUGAUUUUCAUAUCAACACACUGUGCGUCAUUGUCAGCACCUAAUUUGAAAGAUAAAAGUGUUAUCUAUAUGAAAGUUUCAGAAAAAGCAUUAAUGUGUGCAUUUUUGCAGCUAAGUGCCACGUGCAGGUGUGAGGAGACUGGGGAUCAGCCUAUAUUUGCACAUUCCUGCAUAUGCAUGUGUGUGUUUAUGUUUGUGUAAAUAUGAGUGUGGCUUUACCAUGCGUCCCAGCCCUCCAACACAUGGCUCUGUUGCCACCGCCCUGGCUCGUGUUGUGAGUGUCCCUGCAGGCUGGCAGAGAAGAGAGGGGAGAGACCCUCUCGGCGGCUCACCCAGGCGGAGAGGGGCUUCCUGCACAUCUUUUGUCACACCAUUUGGGUCCUUGUGUCUGUGGCUGCCCCUCACUCUGCUUCGGACCCACUUGGCAGCUCGGGGUGCAGACGGACAUCUGCUGUUUGCAACCUCCUGGUGAAGAGAGAAAACAACAAGCAAAAGAGCCUGCUUUCUCACUCUCUGCCCUGCACACUUGCCUGCACACUGAGGACAGUGACAGUGUUAGUGGCAGCAGCUCUAUCUAUCUAUCUAUCUAUGACAGUAUAGUUUAUUCAAGUUUUCUGUCUUACAUUUGCCAAAAACGUGUAAAAUUAAAAAAAAAAUCACUUCAUUAGAAAAUAGUGACACAUUCUGACUUUGGGUGCUUUUUGUAGAGCAACAGCAGUCUGGUAAUUUCAGGUUAGAGUCACAAGUGAUUACCCUUUCUUUCCUCCCAGAAAAUUGUGAUAGGAAGGCCCCUUAGAUUAUCGUUUUGCUUUGUAAACCUUCACAUUAAAGUAAAUUUCUGCAUCUCUGGUUUUCACUCCUUUCUCCCGGCUUCUCUAAGCGCACUGAUUCUGCAGCACGCAAUAUUGAACACACUUUGUUCGUGCUCAGCGGCCCAGAAUAACUCGGUCAUUAUGAUGUGGAAGGGGACAGGUUUUGAGUUUGAUUUCAUGAUGGUAAUAUAGCCCCUGUGCGCAGGAGAAAGAAAGCCUUCAAUGGGGACAUCUGUUCAAUGCGGGCUUACAGUUACAGCCGCGCGUUAAAGAACAACCUGUGCGCACCAUAUGAACUAUUACCGACCCUCUAACGUGCUGAAAGCAACAGGCAACAAAGGGCUGUUUUUGGGGAGGUUUUGCGCUUAGAAUAAAUUAGGCAAUUUGAUUUCGAAGCGCACGUGGAUUAAAUAUCUCUUACGGCUUCAGCAGGAAGAUGUUUCCUGUCGGGGAGUUAUCACACUGACCUCUGACAUCAGCCUUGCUGGGAUGAUCACUUGGUAAUUUGUCACCAGAGGCCAACAUGUCCCCCAAAGCUGCAGUCCAAACCCUGCUCUCCAAAUGCGUAAAAUCCCUAUUACGCACAAUAAUUGAACGGCCAUCAUCUUUAGGGGGAAAUUAAGGGGAAAACCAGAUUUUACGCACAAACAUUGAAUUAUUAUUUUUAUUUUUAUUUUAUUUUUGCAGAACUAAUUUUAAAUAGCGUCUGCACGUUUUUUAAUCCCUAUAGGUGUUGCAUGCAGAAGAAGCUUUUCAACCGAUUUUUUUUUUACACUCCCCAAGUAAUUCUUAAUUGAAUAUCCAGUGUAAGAUUUCUCCUGCACGGUGCACAGUCACACCGGCAGCGGGAGAUGCUGUGUUUCCUUCUGCAGAGAGCAAACGUCUAGGGUCAAUCAAUGAAAGCAGUGUGGAGCGGAGCAGCACGGUACGUAGGUUUUAUUCUCCUCAUUACUUUGUCACAUGUUUUAUUCGUCUCUAAACGCGCUUUUUACGCGAUUUUCACAGCACGCUAUCAUAUUUCGACAGUUUGUUUGAUUAGUUGGAUUGGCGGGUAUAAAAAAUAACAAAUGAGCAGAAAACAGAUCGAUACAAGCUCCUUUCUUAUCUCCAACGUCAAUAAGGCAAGUGUGUGUGUAUGUGUGUUUCCUGAUUAUCUAAAAUCUGUCCUUGCUUUUAUAAAUUCGUGCCAUACCUUUGUCCAUCUUUACCCAUAAUUAAUUAAAUUGACACUUCACGCCUGAGUUUAUGGACAAGUUUAAAUAAGAAUGUUUAGAAAUAAAGAUUGGUGUUGAAUUCAUGAAAUAUGUCAAAAAGAGAUAAUUCUCUCUAAAUUAUGUGUAUUAUUGGCCUCUGAAUAAGACACGAGCUGUAAGAAUAAUAAUUGAAUACAUGUGUGUUGCCGGGCUUUUUCUUUUUCUUUUGAUUUUUGUUUUACACAGUUACAUUUGACUAUCUUUGGCCUCUUUUUAGUUUUCCCUGCCCCUUCAUUUUUUACGCCUGAAGGUAAAGCAGUGUAAAUUAAUCCAAAAAGCUGUUGUCCAAUCCUAGAAACACAAGAAUUAAUCAGAGAGUCCAUCUAUCACGCCGUGUAAUAAAGGAAGCGACAUGGGUUAGGCAGAUGAUGUGAUGAAUAAUCCUUGGUCGUUUUAAUUAACUUUUCCCUGUCCUGUAAUGACCAAGCUGGUCAACAGAGCCGGUCAAUAAGCAUGUUAAUAUCAAACAAAUAAAAGUGCGGAUGAUUAAAAACCUCCUGCGUUAUUAAAUUUGAAAUUCAAAUGAAAUUUAUGCCUCCGGUGCACACUGCAUGCUAAUAGCGCCCACAGAGAGUCCCAGGGUUCAACGCGCGUUUAGCCUACAAGUUCUCUUAUGUAACAGCAGAUUCAGCUUUAGAUUGAGCUAAAUGUCAGUAAGCAAAGUGAUGAACCCAUUCAACAGAAGCAGCUGAUUUUAUCUUCAGUCUGACACGGGGGUGAGCUCUCACUUUAAUGAAUUAUUUCUGUUAACCUGACGCAGCAUCCCUGCCAAUACUGACCCCUCAGAGAGAUAUCCCCUUCUUAUUUUCUAAUUUAGAGAAAAAUGAUCCAAAGUCAUUCACUCUAAUCAUCUUCCUCUUCUUCUUCUGUUGUUUUAAGAGCAUAAAAACGAAUCAUCCUCCGGCGGUAUGCUCCAUCUACCACUUUUAAUCAAAAACACUUGAAGAUAAUUGAGCACAAUUACAGUCAAGUGAAAGUUUGAGGUCCACUCCUCGGAACAAGGCGACCUUUGUAUGUUGUGUAAUUGUUUGUGUAUAUUAAGUCUUAAAAAGUUAAAACGUGGAAAAACACGCAAGAGCCAGGAUGGUGCUGAGAGAGAGAGACAUUUUUAAGUGUUGAAACUUUAUGAGGAGGCAAUGUAAAGCAAAACACCUGCAUCAGAUAUGAAAUUUCACAAAAGCCUGCAGGUCCAGGAUGAGUUAGAAGUGACCUACUUUAACUUUUGAGGGUUUUUUAAGGGGAGAGUUAGCACUGAGCGUUAAAAAAAGAACUUCAAUAGGAGUUAAUGGUAUAAAUAGAGCGGUUUACUCCCUCGUGCACCUUUUUAGCGAUGUUUUAGUCUAGUUUGUUUUACCACAGUCAGCCGACGUGAAAUAGCCCCACUCAUCGUCCUACUCUCAAAUUUAUGGAACGUGAUGUUCUGUAAAAUUUCAAUAAGUGGCCCCCUAAUUCCUCCUUCCUAAUUCACUCUCAUUUAACUUUACCUUCCUUCCGCUGUCUUUCUUAUGGAGGGGGCGGUGGUGGGGGUGGUGGAGGAGGGUGGAGAGCUGUCUGAGGGCGCUCUAUUGAUGACCUCACGGUGGUUUGUGUGGCGGUGCGGCGGGACGAGGCCGCUGAUUGGUCGCCCGUGUCACAGCGGCACUUCAAAGCCCGGAGAGGAGCCUACAAUUGUGGAAGAAUGGGCGGAACACAUCAUUGUAUUGCACACCUCUAAAAAAACAGUGCUCUGAUUCAUAAAUAUAAAAAGAUCCUCUGAGGAGGGCACUGUUUUUGUGUGAUGGCAACUUCACUUCUAGGGGUGAGUCGAAAGGACUUUCUUGCUGGUUUAAUUAGUUCUUGUCAUUGUCCGGCGGAGGGGGAUUAAACUUACAGCAGGCAGCGGAGGCAGUGCGUUGGUUAUAGUUUGAAGAAGCGCUUGUUGUGUGAAGUGAAGCUCAGACUGCUUACGGGAUAGACAUUUAUGCUGCUUCUGCUUACAACAAAUGCAGGUUUUUUUUUUCCUCGCUGUCCUGUCUGGCAUGCAUUUGUAAGCGCAGUUGUGCCGCGUUUCAGUUGUCUACUUUCUGUUUGUCCAGGUAGGAGGUAAUCAGAAUCAUAUCUUCUUGUUUUAAAACUUUUUUUGAAACUAUUAUUUGAGCUGGCUCCUCUUUCAAAGAAAUGUCUGCAUGAACCUGUUUAACUUGUUCGACUGACCACUCACUCACUCACUCACUCACUCACUCACUCACUCACUCACUUCUUUUCUGUUCCCCUCAGGAGGAGCCGAGGUUAGGAUCGACUCCUUUAGCCAUGUUAGCAGCAACAUGCAACAAAAUAGGGAGUCCGAGCCCUUCACCCUCCACUAUUUCGGAUAAUUCUUCGUCUUUUGGAAAAGGCUUCCAUCCAUGGAAGAGAGCAGCCGCCGCCAGCAGCUGCAGCCUCGGAUCCGGCCUGUCCGGUUUCGGAGUGGCCCGCAACGGAUCCGGCAUCACGGACUCUUUCGGCACCAACAGCUCGAGUGGAUCAAGCGCUUUUUCCCUCACGUCCGGUACCUCGACUAGUUCACACUUUGGAAACGACUACUCGGUUUUCCAAGCGUCUGUUUCGAGCAGCUCUCAAGAGUCCAGCCACCAGCCGGUCUUCAUCUCCAAAGUGCACACCUCAGUGGACAGUCUUCAGGGCAUCUAUCCGAGGAUGAGCGUGGCGCAUCCCUACGAGUCUUGGUUCAAAUCGUCUCACCCCGGGAUCCCCGCUGGUGAGGUUGGGACCACCGGAGCGUCCGCGUGGUGGGACGUGGGAGCGGGAUGGAUUGAUGUUCAGAACCCUAACGGAGCAGCACUUCAGACGUCCUUACACUCCGGUGGGCUGCAGACCUCCCUGCACUCUCCUCUGGGCGGAUAUAAUUCUGAUUACUCCAGUUUAAGUCACUCUGCCUUCAGCACGAGCCCCUCUCCACACCUGUUGACAACCGGGCAGCACCUGAUGGACGGUUUCAAACCGGUGUUAUCCUCAUAUCCGGACACGAGCCCCUCUCCGUUAGCCGGGGCAGGGGGGACUAUGCUCUCCGGGGCUCCACCUGCGUCUUUGGCGGGAUCCCCGAGGUCAUCAGCUCGGCGGUACUCGGGCAGAGCCACGUGCGACUGUCCGAACUGCCAGGAAGCGGAGAGACUGGGACCGGCGGGCGCGAGCCUCCGGAGGAAAGGUCUUCACAGCUGUCACAUCCCCGGCUGUGGAAAGGUGUACGGAAAAACGUCACACCUAAAGGCGCAUUUGAGGUGGCACACCGGCGAGAGGCCGUUUGUGUGCAACUGGCUCUUUUGCGGUAAGAGGUUCACGCGCUCCGACGAGCUCCAGCGACAUUUACGCACGCACACCGGGGAGAAAAGGUUCGCCUGCCCGGUGUGCAACAAGAGAUUUAUGCGGAGCGAUCACCUGAGUAAACACGUAAAGACUCACAGCGCCGGGGGGUCCGCUGGCUCUGGGUCCGGGGGCAGCGGAGGGAAGAGGGGGAGUGAUACCGACAGCGAGCACAGCGCGCCGGGGAGCCCUCCGUGCCAUUCCCCCGACCUGUUGCACCCACCUGAGUCGACCCAGGGAGUGGGCAUGAACGGCCUCUAAGAGUCCCCUCAGUGAAGCAAAAAUAACUGUACAAUAACAACAACAAAGUGUUGUGAUGUCCGAGCGGAUCUGAAAGUGGACAUACUUGAGUGUAUGCAAAGUGUUAAAACUGAGUAAGCAAAGGACUCAUUCUUUUGACUAUUUCCGAGAGUUUCAGACUAAUGACCGCAGAAUUUCAUAGCUGUACUAUCACAAUUUCUCAUUCAGACAACUGGAAGUGUAAUCACAUUUUGUUGGCACACUGGAACAGGGCACAACUUUUAUGUUUUUUGCAGUCUGAUUUGAAAUUCUUCUUUUAAUUUUCUUGAAUACGCAAAAAAAAGCAAAAGAAAAAAGAAAAACCCUGCUGUUUAAAAAAAAUGCAGGCCUGCAGUGUAAGUUGUGCUACUGCUGUGAUAGAUAAUGUUCAAAACCAAACUGUGGCACUUUAUUCACGAGCAGGAGACAUUGCUUAUGUGUGACGGGCUGCUCGGUGUAGGAACAAAUACCUGUAGAGUUUGGAAGAUUUGGGCUGUGGUUGAUUUGUUAUAGCCGUCUGAUCCCCUCAUCAGCUGUAUGUUCAUAUCACAUAUUAAUACUCACGCCACAACCUACAGUAUGUGCGCAGUCUGUAAGUAAACCAGCUGGGGUUACUUUGCUGCAAAAAUGUGUUGUAUAUACUGAGAAAUGUAGGUUAGAAUAAUGACAGCCCCAUGUAAAGGUGAGUAAUGUAUUUGUCCAGGAGACGAUGAUGAUUUUGUAUAGGUAUUUCUAGUUGUAUAUGGACUCUAGUAAAUAUUUGAAAUAUACGAGAAAAUGUACUUUGAUUUUUCUUUGACAUGAUAUGAAAUGUAUUGUGUGGAGUUCUAUUUAACCACCAGUUGUUUUGUUUUUUAAAUUUUAUUUAGGAGUCUAUCAUUAGGCGCACUUUGAAUUUAUUUGUUAAAGGUUUGGAAAUCAUUCCCUGUUUACCCACUCGUUUAAUUUAAGCAAGCAUGAUGUAAAGUGAUUUUAAUUUUACGAUGAUAUUUUUGUUUUUCUUUUUCCUCCGAGACUGGCUUCUUAUGUGAGCCACUCAAUAAAGUCAGUAUGAAUUCAGAUCAGCCCAUCGACUCACUUUGUCUUAUUGUUGAGUCGAUUUAAUGUAUUUUAACGACGAUGGUCUGAAAUUUAUUUUUUACAUCAUAUCGUUUUUAUUCAUGUGUAAUAAUACAGGUGGUGCGUUCAUGACCCCCUUGCAAGCACGUUUUUAGGGCCAGAGGGGGAAAGGCCCAGAGGAAGCUCGAGGCCUUCCUUGGAUAAUUAUCUCAUUUUAACAUCAACAUUUAACAUGUAAAUUGGGAGUCUGCUUUGGUAUUUAGAAAUUUUAAGAAAUGUUGUAGGAAAAUUUGACUCCAGACUGUUUUCCCUUUUGGCAGCCGAAGUCUGGUUUUCUGUCUUGUGCAAAAAUGAGAUUUCAAACUUCCCAGAGGUCCAAGUCAACACUGCUCACAAGCGCUUUUUAACCCUCUAAUCAUUAGACUUUUAAAAAUAUUAAACUAUAAAUUCCCACAAAUAACCACAUUUCCAGUAAACAUUUUAAUCAAUUUUUCGUUAUGAUAUUUUCCCGCGAAAUCCGAUAAUGAUUACCAGACCCUCUCCACAAUUACGCACUUUGGUUCACCACAGAUUGUCUUCAUAGGGCAGUAUGUUCAGUGUUUGAAUUUUGAAUAACUUCAUUAUAUAAUAACUCUAUAAUUUUUUAGUAACCGUAUACUUUGUAGAGUAAUGUGUUUUUUUCCUAAUUAAAAGCUAACUCCAGUCUCAGAAAAUGGUCCGUGGCAACAAGUUUUGUUCCCUUGAAGAUCGAUUUGCACUUGAAGCUGGACCAAUCACUCUGUCUAUCAAAAAAAAAAAACACUUGAACCACUAAAAUAGGACUCGGCAAAUAGACUUGGUUUCAAAUAGUUUUAAUUCGUGAAGUAACAAAUAUUCGUAUUGGGACAGAUAUUAAGUAAAAACAGACGGGUCACUGGUGAUUACCAUAUUUUCUCUAAACUUUCACCAUGCCUAAUUUUCCAGUCAGUUACAGCUUGUAAAAGAGCAAAAUCAGUAUGUAUUCUCAUUUAUCUAUUUUUUUCAGAAUCAUAUUUAUCAAAUUUAAAACACACGAUUGCCUGCGCACUGAUCGUUAAGACCACCCUGUAAUCUUUGUAACUAAAAUUAGGGGCAUGGAUAAUAACCGAUCAUGAAAUUAUUGACACUUUGUUCAGCUGCUUUUUCUUUUCUUUGGCUGCUCUUGUUGGUAAACUAAAGCCUGUGUCUCUCAAACGGCACUUCCCAGUGCUCUGCAUGCGCAAUUUAAUAGCGCCAUCUAGCGCGACCAACAUCUACCCUGUCCACCUUGGACCCUCUCCAGUCAGAGAAAUCCCUGGUUUGGACUCUGAUGUUUUAUGUACCAUAACUAAACUGUCCAUCAGUCUUGCUGCAUGAAACCAUUCAAACUACUUUUACAGAACUUUGAGACUAAAACUCGAGGCUUUGGUUUGAAAAACUUCAACUUCUAACUUCAGAGUAAACCUCUUAUAUAUAUUUUUCCACAGGAGACAUUCACACUUUUAACUAAAAUGCAAAGUAACCUACCUAAGCCAAGCCAAUCACACAUCAUCACAGAAUCUGAAGACAGACGCACAAUAAAAGCAAAUAGGCUUGGAGAAAUAGUUUAAAAUGCGUCAAACAAUUUGUUGACUAAAGUAAAAGUAUUUAGAAGAAUGUAACUCAAUCUCUCUGUAAACAUAAUGCAGGGGACAUGCAUGAGGAUCUCAGGGGGGUGAUGCUGACUGUUUUGCGCUGAAAAAGGACCACAAUAACACAGCGAAGUAAUUUUUUCCCAGUACAUUCUGGUACACAGUAAAAUGUACCAGUAUAUUCAUAUGCAUGUAUACAGGAGUAUGCGCUCGAGUUAGCCUUUGUAUUUUAUUCAUCUGCUUUCGCUUUCCUGUCAGUAUGUUGUCUUCAGCUUUGCAGUAAAGCAGAAAAAGUGGCGGGGAUAACAGUCAAAGUUUCAGAUUAAACCAGAGUGGGCUCAAGUUAAAUAUGAAACACUGACAGAGCUGAGCAGACGGGCUCUGACAGAGUUCACCUUCGCUGAUUCCAUUAAAAUCUACUGCAGUUAUGUCUUUGGGUUGGAGAAGCACUGAAGGACUUGACCUGCAGUUACAUAUCAAAUAAAUUAUCUCUUUAAAAUUCCCCCCAAAAAUAAGAAAUGACAGCUAGAAAAGAUAUAUUUAUAUAUAUAUAUAUAUUUUUUUUUUUAGUCAAGGAAGUGAAACACACCCUGAUGAUGAGACUAAGAGGAAUAUGUGAACAACUGGUUAACAGCUGGACUCUUAAAAAAUAAUUAUUACUGAAUUCAAUAAGUUGUCAAC
Xyrichtys novacula (pearly razorfish) is the source of this 15372-nucleotide messenger RNA. NCBI's taxonomy places the organism in Eukaryota, Metazoa, Chordata, Actinopteri, Labriformes, Labridae. The record is from the annotation of a GenBank genome assembly.